Molecule: messenger RNA, 4957 nt
Organism: Colius striatus (speckled mousebird)
Lineage: Eukaryota; Metazoa; Chordata; Aves; Coliiformes; Coliidae
Gene: ATP13A2
Product: ATPase cation transporting 13A2
Exons: 30
Coding region: 286-3747 (1153 amino acids)
Biological process (GO): regulation of mitochondrion organization; regulation of autophagosome size; autophagosome-lysosome fusion
Cellular component (GO): membrane
Molecular function (GO): ATP hydrolysis activity; ATPase-coupled monoatomic cation transmembrane transporter activity; P-type ion transporter activity
Source: RefSeq, a predicted model, not a curated record
GGGGAUGGUGCCCAUUAUCCCAUCCCAUCCCAUCCCAUCUGGGGACGGCUCUGCUUGCACAACCGGCGGGGAGAGCUGUGGCACAGAGGAGAGCUGUGGCACAGAGGAGAGCUGUGGCACAGAGGAGAGCUGUGGCACAGAGGAGAGCUGUGGCACAGAGGAGAGCUGUGGCACAGAGGACAGUUGAGGCACAGAGGAGAGCUGUGGCACAGAGACAGCAGCAGGCUGCUGGGCAGCCGGCAGCCGGGCUACGGGACGCUGCAGCCGGACACCGAGAGAUCCCGCAUGGAGGUCACAGGCUACCAGACCACGACGUGGCGAGUGGCCCUGUGCCACGCCUGCUCCGUGCUGACGGCCGGGCUGCUUCUCGUCCUCUUCCACUGGAAGCCCAGCCUGGAGGUGCAGGCAAAGUGCAGACCCUGUGCCCUCAGCCAGGCUGACUGGGUCAUCAUCAGAGACCGGUUCGGACAGUGCUUCACCACCCGCGUGCGCACGGAGACGCUGGGCGAGGGCAGCCUGGAGCAUCACCCUGGGGCCAGACUGGAGGACCGGAGGAGCAGCAUCGCCAUCGGCGUGUCGGAUGAGGAGGAGAGUCGGGACACCAUCCGGCUCCACCAGAAGGAAGAGAAGAACACCUUGCGGUACUACGUGUUCGAGGGCAUGCGUUACGUGUGGAUCGAGCGGCGGCAGGCGUACUGCAAAGUCAGUGUCUUGGAUGAAGGCUGGACCUGCGCAGAUCUCCACCUCUCCCAGGCUGGGCUCGACCAGCAAGACCACAACACCAGAAGGAAGAUCUAUGGGCCAAACCUCAUCGAGGUGCCUGUCAAGUCCUACGCGAGGCUGUUGGUGGAGGAGGUGCUCAACCCCUUCUACAUCUUCCAAGUGUUCAGCAUCGUGCUGUGGGUCUGUGACGCCUAUUACUACUACGCCGCCUGCAUCUUCCUCAUCUCCACCAUCUCCUUAGGGCUGUCCCUCUACGAGACGAGGAAGCAAAGCACCACGUUGCAAAACAUGGCCAAGAUGUCAGUGGGUGUCCGUGUCCAUCGGCCCAGUGGAGAGGAGAUGGUGGUGAGCUCUGCAGACCUGGUGCCAGGGGAUUGCAUCAGUUUGCCCUCGGAUGGACUGUUGGUCCCUUGUGAUGCUGCGCUGCUGACGGGCGAGUGCAUGGUCAACGAGAGCAUGCUGACAGGGGAGAGUGUGCCAGUGAUGAAAACCCCUCUCCCAGCUGGCAGCCAGGCAGCCAGGGCUGUGUACUCCCCCGAGGAGCACCGGAGGCACACCUUGUUCUGUGGCACACAGGUCAUUCAAGCCAAGUCCUACGUGGGCACAGAAGUGCUGGCAGUGGUGACCCGCACAGGGUUUUGCACAGCUAAAGGGGAUCUCAUCAGCUCCAUCCUCUACCCUAAACCCGUGAGCUUCAAGUUCUACAAGGAUGCUGUGAAGUUUGUCCUGUUCCUCGCCAUCCUGGCUCUUAUCGGCACGCUCUACAGCAUCCUCAUCUUGGUUAGAAACCAGGUCCCCGUGGGGCAAAUCAUCAUCCGUGCCCUUGACCUCGUCACCGUCAUCGUGCCCCCAGCUCUGCCAGCUGCAAUGACAGUGGGCACCAUCUAUGCCCAGAACAGGCUGAAGAAACAGGGCAUCUUCUGCAUCAGCCCUCCUCGCAUCAACCUCUGCGGGAAGAUCCGCCUGGUUUGCUUUGACAAGACAGGCACUCUGACAGAGGAAGGUUUGGAUGUCUGGGGAGUGGUCCCUCUGGAGAAUAACUCCUUCAUGCCCAUUGUCCAUGAGCCUCGCUGCCUGCCUGCUGGGCCCUUGCUCUACUCCUUGGCCACCUGCCACACGGUCUCACUGCUGCGGGCACAGCCCGUGGGGGACCCCGUGGACCUCAAGAUGAUGGAAUCCACGGGCUGGCACCUGGAGAUGAUGGAGGAGGAGGAAGGCGAGCUGCCCACCUUCCAGUUUGGGACAAAGGUCCUGGCUGUGAUGAAACCCCCUCCUGAAGAAGAACAGCCACGAGACAGGAAGCACCAGUCAGCCCUGGGCAUCCUCCGGCGGUUCCCCUUCUCCUCCUCCCUGCAGAGGAUGAGUGUGGUGGUGAAGCUGCCUGGAGAAGCCUCAGCCCAUGUCUACGUCAAGGGUGCACCAGAGAUGGUGGGAAGCCUGUGCAGGAGAGAAACAGUGCCCCUGGACUUCUCCCAGAUGCUGCGACACUACACCACAGAUGGGUUCCGGGUCUUGGGUCUGGCUUUCAAACCCCUGAGCCCUGUGCCCAGCUUUGAGGAGGCUCUGCACCUCCCCAGGGACUCUGUGGAGAGCAGCCUGACCUUCCUGGGCUUCCUUGUGAUGAAAAACGUCCUCAAGCCAGAGUCUGCACCUGUGAUUCACCUCCUGAGGAACGCCAACAUCCGCCCAGUCAUGGUGACAGGGGACAACAUGCUGACGGCCGUGAACGUGGCCAGGGGCUGCCGCAUGCUGGAGCCCAGAGAGAGGGUGGUGUUUGUCAAUGCCUCCCCUCCUGGCCAUGACAAACCUGCUGCUCUGAAGUUCAUCCUGGCUGACAACACCCAGGGGGAAGAGCAACCAGAGGGUCUGUACCAGCAGGAUGGCUGCUGCCUCCCCCCACAGCCCUGUCACUUUGCUCUCAAUGGCAGAUCCUUCGCCGUGGUUUGCGAGCACUUCGCCGACCUGCUGCCCAAGAUCCUCAUCCGAGCCACGGUGUUCGCCCGCAUGUCGCCUGACCAGAAGACUCAGCUGGUGUGCAGCCUGCAGGAGCUCAACUACUGUGUGGGGAUGUGUGGGGAUGGUGCCAAUGACUGUGGGGCUCUGAAGGCAGCUGAUGUUGGCAUCUCGCUGUCGGAGGCCGAGGCGUCGGUGGCUUCGCCGUUCACCUCCCGCGUGGCCAACAUCAAGUGUGUGCCCACGGUCAUCCGGGAGGGCAGGUGCUCCCUGGUCACCUCUUUUGGUGUCUUUAAGUACAUGGCCCUGUACAGCCUCGUGCAGUUUGUGUCUGUGCUGCUGCUCUACACGAUCAACACCAACCUGAGUGAUUUCCAGUUCCUCUUCUUUGACCUGAUCAUCACCACCACCGUGGCAGUGCUGAUGGGUCGCACUGGUCCAGCCCAGGACCUGGGAGUGGAGCGUCCCCAAGGGGCAUUGAUCAGUGUCCUGGUGCUGGGCAGCCUCCUCCUCCAGACAGCUCUGCUCAUCACCCUGCAAGUCCUCAGCUACUUCAUCACCAUCUCACAGAGCUGGUAUGUUCCACUGAACAGCACAGUGACAGCUCCCCAGAACCUGCCCAACUAUGAGAACACUGUCCUCUUCUGUGUCACUGGCUUCCAGUACCUGAUCCUGGCCGUGGCCAUGUCCAAGGGGCACCCGUUCCGGGAGCCGCUCUACACCAACGUGCUGUUCUUGGUAGUCCUUAUCCUCCUUUUUGGCCUCAUGAUAUGGUUGACCCUCUACCCACUGGGCUUUCCCAAAACCCUGCUGAAGCUGCAGGGCAUCGACGAUUUGAAUUUCAAGCUGCUGCUGCUGGGGAUCGCUGCCCUCAACUUCUUUGCUGCCUUUGUGCUGGAGACCGCCCUGGACCAUGGUUUGCUGAGCUGCCUGCGCAAGCUGCGCCGCAAGAAAGCAUCCAAGAAGCUUUUCAAGAGGCUGGAGAAGGAGCUGAGCCAGCAGCAGCCAUCCUGGCCACCCCUUAAUGAACCUCUCUUUGCUACACCCAAGAUGUCCAUCGCUGUGAGAUAGCAACACGCUGGGCUGAGCCUCCCUGCCCUUCCCGUGGGCAGCUGCUGCCCAGCAGCCCUUGGGCACUGCUCCAUGGCUAUUUAUUUAUCCUGGUGAAUCGUGGGGUGCAGAGGGCAGAUUCCCACAGGGAGACCCUCAGCAUUGCAGCUGUGAAUUGCCCACUGAUCCCUGCAGAUGGGAGGAAGAGAAACAAACUGGGAGAGAAGGUCCAGAAGAGUCACAGAAUCCCAGCAUGGUUGGGGUUGGAAGGGCCCUGCAGAGCUCCUCCAGCCCAACCCCCUGCUAAAGCAGGUUCCCCUGGCUCAGGGGGCACAGGAACAUGUCCAGGUGGGUUUGGAAACCUCCUGAGAAGGAGCCUCCACACCCUCCCUGGGCAGCCUGGGCCAGGGCUCCCUCACCUCAGCACCAAAGGAGCUUCUCCUGUGACAGUGGAAUUUUUUAUGUUCCAGCUUGUGUCCAUCACCCCUUGUCUUGUCACUGAGCACUACAGACAGAACUGUCCCCCCAUCCUCCUGACACCCACCCUUUAGGUACCUGUAAGUGUUACUGAGCCUCCUCCAGACUGAACAGCCCCAGGUCCUGCAGCCUUUCCUCAUAAGAAACCUGCUCCAGUUCCCUCAGCAUCUUGGGACCCCUGCACUGGCCUCUCUCCAGCAGUUCCCUUGAACUGGAAAGUCCAGAACUGGACACAGGACUCCAGAAGAAGAGAAAUAGUCCAGUUGAACUGUUCCUCCAGGACCCACCCUGCUCCUUUACUGGCCUCAGCCCCAUCUCCCCACACUGGGCACUGUCACCCUUCUGCAGGGGGGAGCCACUUCCCUUUUCCUCUCCUGGCUGAUGAAAACAACCACGAAGAGGGUCCCCAGUCUCACUGUGAAGCCUCCCUCUGCCUCCCACCACAGCUGCCCUGGAUGUGUAGGAACUGUUUACAAACCUCCCUGUCUCUGGCUUGCCAAGGAUGCUGCUCAAUCCCCAGGGGCUGGCCAUGAGCCUCCCUCUCCCUGCUUGCCACACUCCUGCAGAGCACUUCUUUCAGACAGGAGCUUUGUAGCAUUAAAAACCCCAAAACACCCCCACAUCUCUUUGGUUUUUAGCUCAGCUGCAGUGCAUGGAGAUGUCAGUGCAGUCAGGACAAGGACACACAGCUUUUGGCCUCCCCAUGGGGCCAUUGUGAGCCUUGGCUAAUAAAUUAACACUAUUUUCUUGAGCA